Pelecanus crispus (Dalmatian pelican) is the source of this 468-nucleotide messenger RNA. Lineage: Eukaryota; Metazoa; Chordata; Aves; Pelecaniformes; Pelecanidae. The record is from RefSeq and is a predicted model, not a curated record.
GUGUUCAGGGUGGAGGUGCUGUGCAAUGGCCGGCGGCACACCGUGGCGAAGCGCUACAGCGAGUUCCAGGAGCUACACAAGCGGAUCAAGAAGACCUGCAAGGUCCCUGACUUCCCCCCCCGCCAUGUCCCCAACUGGAUGCCCAAAGUGCUGGAGCAGCGCCGACAGGGCCUGGAGCUUUAUAUCCAGGGUGUCCUGUACCACAAUGAGGAGCUACCCCAGGACGUGCUGGACUUCCUGAAGGUGCGGCAUUGCCAGCAAGACCCCAAGGCCAGCAGUCCCCUCGCUGGCUGCCUGACCUCCCAGCGCCCUGUCAUUGGCUUCUGCACUGACCCCUACGUGCGGCCACCAGGCACCGACCUGCUCCCUGACGCUGUCCUCAACGGGGUGCUGCAGGGCCUGUACCUCCCCCUAAGCUGCAUCCCCAGCCAGGCACUGUCCCAAGCCCCUGGCUUGCCAGGCUCCUGA